Molecule: messenger RNA, 1286 nt
Organism: Juglans microcarpa x Juglans regia
Lineage: Eukaryota; Viridiplantae; Streptophyta; Magnoliopsida; Fagales; Juglandaceae
Product: RNA-binding protein 42
Exons: 7
Coding region: 302-1033 (243 amino acids)
Molecular function (GO): mRNA binding
Source: RefSeq, a predicted model, not a curated record
ACAAUAUUGAAAACGUUCUCGUAAUUCCAGUCAUUUUUAGCUUCAGCCCGUUUCUUUCUACUUUCACCUUCCCUGCGAACGGUUUUCAAAACCCUAGAUCUCUAAAAAUAUUUUGCUCUCUGUGACUCUGUCUCCACACUCCAACAACCGGCGCCGACGCGACCUCCACACCGUCGCAGCUACUGUUGCUCCGUCGAAAUUCGGUUUGCUCGUGUUGAGCGAUCUGCUCCGCCGCAAGUCGACGUCUACGGUCCAUCUCUCUACACUAACACCGCCCACUCCACACCGCAGCUUCCAAAACAUGUCGUCGUCCCAAUUUAACUACUCGAACGCAACGAGCAGCAGCACCACGGGCUCCUAUUUCCCUAUGCCCUUUCACCUCCAGCAAUCAGCCGCAACGGCGCUGCCUCAGUACUCCACUCCCAACAUGGGCCCCGCACUCCCCGUAGUGGCCCUGUCUAUCCUGCCGCCCGGCUCCGGCCCCUCCCCCGCAGUUUACACCCUCCCUCAGUACCAUCAGGCCCAACAAUUGUUUCAAAGGGAUGCACAGACUAUUACACCAGAGGCACUUGAAAGUGUAAAGGCUGCUCUUGCAAGCAGUGAGAUUGAGCACAAAGCAGAGACCAAGAAGAAAGCAGUUCCUCGUAAAGCUGCUGGCCAAACAUGGGAGGACCCAACACUUGCAGAGUGGCCAGAAAAUGAUUAUCGCCUCUUUUGUGGAGAUCUUGGUAACGAGGUGAAUGAUGAUGUUCUUUCAAAAGCAUUUUCACGGUUCCCUUCCUUUAACAUGGCUAAAGUUGUUAGAGAUAAGAGGACAGGCAAGACCAAGGGCUAUGGAUUUGUUAGCUUUGCCAACCCCGCUGACCUUGCUGCUGCCCUCAAAGAAAUGAAUGGUAAAUAUGUUGGAAAUCGGCCAAUCAAACUACGCAAGAGCAACUGGAGGGAAAGGAUAGACACAGAGGCAGCAGAAAGACAAAAAAACCUAAAUCAAAAGAAACCAAAGCUUUCGAAGAAGAGUGUAUUGCACAAGUGAACUCGAAUGGCACUCAGGAGGAAGAAUUAAAUGGAAAGUAGCUUUCGAUGGAAUGAAUGUCUUCAGGUCAACUGCACGGAUGGAUUCGUGGUAAAGCUAUUAUUACCUUGUGAUAUAAUAUAUUUCUAACAAAAUAACGUAAAAGAAACUAUUGAUGGAAGAAAUUACAAGAGAUGUAAUGGAAAUUAAGGAUUAAGAUGGAUCCGUACCUUGUUUCCGUUUUGAUCAAAGGUUCUUAUCUUUUAUUAUAUGU